AUGAUUGACAAUAAGUAUCAGCUAAUCGAAAAAAUUGGCCUAGGAGGAAGCUCCUUGGUCUACAAAGCAACUGAUAUUGAUGGUAAUGACUAUGCCAUCAAGAUCCUUCGAAAGGAUAAGGAAUAUAAUAACAGGCAAGGAGCUCAGAUGAUUUGUAAAGAGCACCAAAUUUUGAGUGAGCUUCAUGGACACUCAAACCUUAUACAGUCUUAUGAAGUCAACCCAAAUGGAGUAUUAGAGGUUGAUGGGAGGAGUGAAGAAUGUAUCUAUCAAGUUACUGAACUUGCAACUAAUGGGUCUCUAUCAAAUAUUGUAAGAAAUACAGGACCGUUAGAAGAAGAACUCGCCCGGUUUUUUAUCACUCAAAUUCUAUAUGCAGUCUUACAUUUGCACUCAAAAGAGUACGCUCACUUAGACAUCAAGCUUGAGAACAUCUUCCUUGAUGAAUACUUCAACAUCAAAUUAGGAGAUCUUGGAUCUUCGGCUCAUGUUGGGAGCAAUGAUGGAUUCUUCGACCAUAGGAGAGGAACUCCUCUCUAUAUGGCUCCAGAAGUAAAGUCAUUGGAACCAGGAGAGGAAUAUGAUGCUUUCUCAUCAGAUAUGUACUCUCUUGGAAUCACAUUGUUCGUGAUGCUCACAGGAGAGUUUCCUACUCCUUCUGAUCUAGGCCACUCUUUCGAAACGAAAGAGUCUGAUGAGAUGGAGGAUUGAACCUCUGCACCAAAAUUGGACCAGCAGAAGAUCAAGAGAUUCUCUCAUCUCUCUUCUGAAGUCAUCGAGCUUAUCCAAGAGAUGACUGAAGAGAACGAUGUUGGAAGACCUCAGGUCCAGGACAUCCUGGAGUCUGAAUGGCUUCAGAAGCCAUUUUCAGAAGACAUCUGAGAAAUGGCUUUUCAAGAAAUGGAAGCUAGGAAAAAUUUUCUCUUAGAAGAGUGUCAGAGGCACUCUUUCAAAGGAAUCUUCUAGACAAUGACUUUGCCCAAAGAGGCUCGUCAAUACCUUUAUCAAUAAUUAGAGCAAUUUGGUAUUGAACGGAGCUCUUGUAUACUAAAGUAUCUAAUAAUUAUCUUUAAUUUUUCAUAA
Messenger RNA from Moneuplotes crassus, 1083 nucleotides. NCBI's taxonomy places the organism in Eukaryota, Ciliophora, Spirotrichea, Euplotida, Euplotidae. The record is from the annotation of a GenBank genome assembly.